AUGACUCUACUACAGAGCAUCAAGCCGUUCUGGCCAAUCUUACUGACUUUCGUGCUUCCCCGAGCCAUCGGCUACGCUCGAGCGUUCAGAGUGGCAUAUCGGACGCGACCACAACCACGGCCACUUCCAGCAAAAGCGAGGGUCUCUGUUUCGCUCCUGAUCGGCGCAAUAUGUUUGUUCAUAGUCGCAGCAGGCUCGACACUUGGGACUGCUCGGGUCAACAUCUUUCUACUCACGAAUUCGAGACUGGCCAGUUCCACAGACGUGCUCUUCAACCGCCUCGCGACCAUGAGACAGGGCCAAGCACUCACUGGGCUUGACGAGCAGCUCCGAGAAAGACUCACCAGCAACACCAUGCGGAAGUUGUAUCUACGUUUUGGGCCAACGACGAUUGUUGACUGCCCUUUCUGCAUACCUUCAGAUCCCUCCACAUACCUACUUUACCACUUUCCGCGGAACGUGGUGCAACCACAUCUCCUGAACGUCGGUAUACUCGGACUGGCGACAUCUGCGACAGUAUCAGGAAUUGAUGCAAGCACCUGGCGAUUCUACACGCUAGUUGGGGCCCUCCUCAUUGCAGCAUUUGAUGCUUGGUAUACGAGCACUUAUGAUCCAGUCAUUGACGCGAACAUGCCCAGUCCUGCAGGCCUCUUCUGGGUGCUCGCAGUGCUCCGGCCACUCACACUAUGUGGCUACGAUGCUGUCGUGGCCUUCGUCAUCUAUGCUUCUGCAACGAAUCGAUUCUUGCUCUUCUCCGGCCCAGCCAGAGAUCCCAAGAUCGUUCAGCAGCAGAUCACAGAUCAGAUCAACAAGAGCGGCAUGGCGAUGUCGACAGCAGCAACCAAGAUGCGAGCAACAAAUCUGGCUCGCAAUGCCGUGGUCAGAAACACAGAUCUGAGGCAGUCGGAAGAUCAGUACUGGCAAAGGAUUGCUGAGCACGAAGGGCCACAGGAUCUGCGCUCCGGUGUCUUCGAAGACGAAGAAGUGCAAGCGGCGCUUGCUCGAGCCUACGGGAGUGGUUCGGUUCAGGUGGACAAGAUCCGGAAAGAGGCAGAUGCUUUCGUCCGGGGCGUUACGCAGAGCUUAGAGACCCCGGUGCAACAUGCUCCGUCGCAAUGA
Messenger RNA from Cyphellophora attinorum, 1119 nucleotides. RefSeq lists its product as uncharacterized. Lineage: Eukaryota; Fungi; Ascomycota; Eurotiomycetes; Chaetothyriales; Cyphellophoraceae. The transcript is spliced from 2 exons. The record is from RefSeq and is a predicted model, not a curated record. Bases 1 to 1119 code for a protein of 372 amino acids.